Messenger RNA from Drosophila teissieri, 1201 nucleotides. RefSeq lists its product as uncharacterized. Lineage: Eukaryota; Metazoa; Arthropoda; Insecta; Diptera; Drosophilidae. The record is from RefSeq and is a predicted model, not a curated record. Bases 249 to 617 code for a protein of 122 amino acids. The transcript is spliced from 4 exons.
CCUUCUUGGCGUUCACAUCGAUAGAGCGACAGCGGCAACAAGUCAACCCGGCCAAAGGAUCACAUCCGACUUUCCACCAACUUAAACUCCUGAAACCAUUCAAGGCAAAAACUAACGCAAAUAGUUCGCGAAUUACCGAUUGGUAAAUUUCCUGGCGCCAGAUUUUUCUAAUUUUACCGACGCCAAUUCCAUACACGGCUAUUCCCAAUCUCAUCCAGUCGAAAAGCAUCGUGCAGAAGCGUUUAAAAAUGAUGAAAUUCGUGCAGAUAUUGUUGUGCUACGGCCUACUCCUCACUCUGCUCAUGGCCCUUAGCGAGGCUCGUCCUUCGGCAGGCGAAACAGGACCGGACUCCGAUGUUCUCGAUGGCCAGGAGGCGGAGGACGUGCGCGGCGCCUACGGAGGUGGCUAUGACAUGCCAGCCCAGGCCAUCUAUCCCAAUAUUCCGAUGGACCGGCUGCAGAUGCUCUUUGCCCAAUACAGACCCACCAGUUACAGCGCCUAUUUGAGGAGUCCCACCUACGGUAAUGUGAACGAACUUUACCGGCUGCCCGAGAGCAAACGUCAAGUUAGAUACCGGCAGUGCUACUUUAACCCCAUCUCCUGCUUUAGGAAGUAAGUUCCCAGACAACUGGAGAUCAUCGGGGAACCCAGAGCUCUUGGUUAAAUUAUCAAUUCAAGCAUUUCAACAAACCAAAACAUAUAAGCCAAAUACAAAGAUUAGCAUAAUGGAUGAACGCAAAUGUUUAGUGCAAUUAAACUAAAGCUAAGACUCAACUAUAUCCAUAUAUAUACAAAUAUAUAUAUAUACAACUUAUCCCUUUUGAAUGUCUACGAAACGUACGAAAAAAUGUUCCAUUGUAGUUGCCAAAAAAAAAUAAAUGAUGUACCUAUUUACUUGAAUAUUAGCACAAACAUUUGAAAUUGAAAUAUUUCGUUUCUUGAUUUACGCUUUACAUAUGGUGUGGUAAAAUGAAAUACAAUGCUUCGUAAAGCAAAUUAUAUAAUAUUAUAUAUAGUAUAUAAAAUGCAUUCCUACAGCUAUGUGCUUUUGUAAAUUUAAGUGUCCCAGCUAAUGUAUAAUACAAAUAAUUGAAACAACAAACAGGAAUGCAAACUUGGUGUCAUCUAAUACCUACACAAAACUAUACAUGUAAAAUACCUUUCCAAAUAAAAGUUAUAAAUAUAUACGAAUAAACUAAA